Messenger RNA from Elephantulus edwardii (Cape elephant shrew), 522 nucleotides. RefSeq names its product ERI1 exoribonuclease 3-like. Gene Ontology annotation, biological process: exonucleolytic trimming to generate mature 3'-end of 5.8S rRNA from tricistronic rRNA transcript (SSU-rRNA, 5.8S rRNA, LSU-rRNA). The coding region runs from base 40 to 522 and encodes 160 amino acids. The record is from RefSeq and is a predicted model, not a curated record. Gene Ontology annotation, molecular function: nucleic acid binding; 3'-5'-RNA exonuclease activity. NCBI's taxonomy places the organism in Eukaryota, Metazoa, Chordata, Mammalia, Macroscelidea, Macroscelididae. The transcript is spliced from 2 exons.
AUCAUCGAGUUUCCCAUCUUGAAACUAAAUGGUCGGACCAUGGAGAUUGAGUCUACCUUUCAUAUGUAUGUCCAGCCUGUAGUCCAUCCACAGCUUACCCCCUUCUGUACAGAGCUCACCGGGAUUAUUCAAGCCAUGGUGGAUGGUCAGCCAAGCCUGCAGCAAGUGCUGGAGAGGGUCGAUGAGUGGAUGGCGAAGGAAGGCCUCUUAGAUCCAAACGUCAAGUCAAUUUUUGUCACCUGUGGAGACUGGGACUUGAAAGUCAUGCUCCCAGGCCAGUGCCAGUAUUUGGGCUUGCCAGUAGCAGAUUACUUCAAGCAGUGGAUUAAUCUGAAAAAGGCUUACAGCUUCGCCAUGGGCUGCUGGCCCAAGAAUGGACUUCUAGACAUGAACAAGGGCCUCAGCCUGCAGCACGUAGGUCGGCCCCACAGUGGCAUCGAUGACUGCAAGAACAUUGCCAACAUCAUGAAGACACUUGCCUAUCGAGGUUUCAUCUUCAAGCAGACAUCUAAGCCAUUCUGA